Prunus armeniaca (apricot) is the source of this 1515-nucleotide messenger RNA. The record is from the annotation of a GenBank genome assembly. Lineage: Eukaryota; Viridiplantae; Streptophyta; Magnoliopsida; Rosales; Rosaceae.
AUGGAAGUGGAGAGCAGUGUGAUGGGAACCCAGUCUCCAAAAUUUGCUCUGCCUGUGGACUCUGAUCACAAGGCCACCGAGUUCAGAUUGUUUUCCAUAGCCAAACCCCACAUGCGAGCGUUUCACUUGUCCUGGUUUUCCUUCUUCCUCUGCUUUGUCUCCAGCUUCGCCGCGCCGCCUCUCAUUCCUGUCAUACGUGACAACCUCAAUCUAACGGCUACCGACAUCGGUAAUGCCGGGAUAGCUUCAGUUUCUGGUGCAGUGUUUGCAAGAAUAGCCAUGGGAACUGCCUGUGACUUAUUUGGACCGCGGCUUGCCUCUGCCUCGCUCAUCCUCCUCACUGCACCAGCAGUCUUUUUCACUUCCGUGGCCUCAUCUCCAAUCUCUUUCCUCCUCGUGCGUUUCUUCACAGGCUUCUCUUUGGCCACUUUCGUCUCAACCCAAUUCUGGAUGAGCUCCAUGUUCUCUCCUCCAGUUGUUGGCACAGCCAAUGGAGUUGCAGGCGGGUGGGGAAACUUGGGUGGUGGAGCAACGCAGCUGAUCAUGCCCCUUGUUUUUGACGUCAUCAAGAACAUUGGCGCUGCCAAGUUCACAGCUUGGAGGAUCGCCUUCUUCAUCCCUGCCCUGUUUCAGACGCUUUCAGCAUUUCUUAUUCUGAUAUUUGGUGAGGACAUGCCAGACGGGAACUUCCAUGGCCUUCAGAAAUCUGGGGAGAAGCCAAAAGACAAAUUCUCAAGCGUCUUCUACCAUGGGGUUACAAAUUACAGAGGGUGGAUUUUGGCUUUGACUUAUGGAUAUUGCUUUGGGGUUGAGCUGGCAGUGGACAACAUAAUAGCAGAGUACUUUUAUGACAGAUUCAAUCUGAAUCUCCACACUGCAGGGAUCAUAGCAGCAACUUUUGGUUUGGCAAAUAUUGUUUCUAGGCCUGGAGGAGGGAUUCUGUCAGAUGUAGUGGCAAAGAGGUUUGGGAUGAGGGGCAGGUUGUGGACUUUGUGGAUUGUACAAACCUUUGGAGGUGUCCUCUGUGUUAUUCUUGGGCAGGUGAAUUCUUUGACUGCAUCCAUUGCUGUGAUGAUUUUGUUCUCCUUCUUUGUCCAAGGUGCUUGUGGGCUUACAUUUGGGGUGGUUCCUUUUGUCUCGAGAAGGUCAUUAGGGGUCAUAUCUGGUAUGACAGGAGGAGGUGGAAAUGUGGGUGCGGUUCUGACCCAACUGAUAUUCUUCAAAGGAUCAAAAUAUUCAAAAGAAACAGGCAUAACUCUAAUGGGGAUCAUGAUCAUCUGCUGUACCCUCCCAAUGACUUUGAUUUACUUCCCACAAUGGGGUGGCAUGUUCUGUGGUCCAUCUGAAAAGAAGGCCACAGAAGAAGACUACUACAUGUCUGAGUGGAGUUCGAAGGAGAAGGACAAAGGGUUUCACCAGGCAAGUGUCAAAUUUGCUGAGAACAGCAGAAGUGAAAGAGGAAAACACGACUCUGUAACCAGGCCUUCUGAUGAGACUUCACCACCACAUGUGUGA